Molecule: messenger RNA, 1606 nt
Organism: Cannabis sativa
Lineage: Eukaryota; Viridiplantae; Streptophyta; Magnoliopsida; Rosales; Cannabaceae
Product: putative Peroxidase 48
Exons: 4
Coding region: 214-1407 (397 amino acids)
Biological process (GO): response to oxidative stress; hydrogen peroxide catabolic process
Cellular component (GO): plant-type cell wall; plasmodesma
Molecular function (GO): heme binding; peroxidase activity
Source: RefSeq, a predicted model, not a curated record
GUUCAUUUCCACAAGUCAACGGCUCCUAUAAUUUUUCUCAUUCACUAUUGGGGUAUUUCCGUAAUUUUAUACGAUCUUUCCCGCCACCCUCCCCUCUCAUAAAAGCAUGAAAACGAACAAAUCAGUAUUCCAAAUUCAAAUGCCACCCUUGAGGAAAACCAAGAAACCAGAGUAAAGAAGAAGAAGAAGACCCCUUUCUUCAAUCUCCCAAACAUGGCUAUUUGCUCAAGGAUUUGGAAUUUUGUGAUAUUCUUACUCUCCCUUUACAUCUACCUCGAGUUUGCUAAGCAACACAAGUUAGUGAUGAAAGAGAAACUAUUUCCCGAACCUCCAAACAAUUCACGGGAUAACUCCUCUGAGUUUCGACCACUUACAAUUCCUCCUCCUCCAUUUCCUAUUCGGCCUAUCUUUUUGUCAGCCAAGAGCCAGUUACUUGAAGAAACUGAUCAUCUUUCUCAUCCGCUUGACUACGAUUUCUACCGCCAUUCAUGCCCCAAGGCCGAGCGAAUUGUUCGAACUGUGGUCCAACAUUUGCAUCGAGUUCGGCCCGAUGUAGCCCCUGCCCUCCUCCGCCUCAUCUUUCAUGACUGCUUUGUUCAGGGAUGUGAUGCUUCUGUGUUAUUGGAUCCCUCUGAUGAAAUUGAUUCGGAAAAAGAGUCUCUUCCUAAUUUAACUUUGAGAGGUUUUGAUUUAAUUGACAUAAUCAAGUCAAAGCUUGAAGAAGAGUGUCCUGGUAUUGUUUCUUGUGCCGAUGUUCUUGUUUUGGCCGCCAGAGAUAGUGUUGCCUUGUCUGGAGGUCCCUUCUAUCCUGUGUAUACUGGUAGAAGAGACAGUGUUGCUGCAUAUUCAAACCUCGCAAGGGAUGUGCUUCCUUCUCCCCAUGAUAAUAUCUCCCUGCUUCUACAUACCUUCGCUUCUCGGGGAUUCGACGAAAAGGAAACCGUCAGUCUCUUUGCUGCUCACAGCAUUGGAGUGAUACGGUGCAAAUUCUUCAAAGAUCGUCUCUAUGACUUUAAUCGGAGUCAGGAGCCUGAUCCAUCCAUGGACCCCGAAUUGGUACCUCUUUUGAGGACAAAAUGCCAUAAGCGUCGUUCAGUAUCUUCUCCUGAAUCACAGCCUUGUUCCUGUGAUUUCUCAACUGAGGAGGAGCCAGGAAUUCUUAUGAACCAUGAGGGAUCAGCUUUUGGUAUCCAAUACUAUCACAGCAUCUUGCAAGGCAGAGGAAUCCUCUAUACUGAUCAGCAGCUGAUGGCAGCCGAAGCAACUGGAAACUGGGUUAGAGCAUAUGCUGCAGAUGCCUUUUUAUUCCGCCGAGACUUUGCUUUGACAAUGAUGAAGCUUUCAGACCUCCGUGUCUUGACAGCUCCAACGGGUCAGAUCCGGUUCAGUUGUUCAAAAGUAGCAUAAAGGAGAGGAAGAGAUUGGGGACUGUAAAUGAUUUUGGCAUUGUUUAAAAUGUUAAAUUUUAUGUUCAGUUUGCUCUUGCUAUGUUGUAGUUUUACCAUACCGAAUAGCAACUGCAGACAUCCUAAUCACUAGGGAUAGUUCAAACAAACAUUGUAAAAGUCAUAAUUUUUUCAAUGAAAUUGAUAGUAGUGACAUACAA